ACUAUUUAGCGUUUUAGGACGGUAUUCUUUUACAAGUUUUGUUAACGGAAUAAAACGACAAUAAUGGCUGCCGCAAGCAUCCCCUCACCAUGGCUUCUUCGAAGAGCAUUUCAGGCUUUGGCUUUCUCUCAACCUCUUCAUUUCAACAAAAACCUUUCCUUCUAUGGAAAUCUCCGCUCUUUUCCGUUUCAUAAUCCGCUCAGAAGUUUAGGUUUAUGUCACAUUGCUCAAGUUAUAAAGGGGGAUAACGAUGUUUUACUUAAAGGAGUGGGAGAUAAAAAUGCUAUCGAAGAAGUGAAACAUAUACUUGAUAUGGCAAGAUGUGCAGCAACAAGAAGAGAGGUCUACCAUACGGAUUUUCUAACUCCUCCGGUAUUGAAGGAGUCAUUGACAGUCUUGGGAAAACUGGCUGAUGUUAAAGUGGUUGCACAGGGAGGGUAUCCUCAGGCUGAGCGUUAUCGUAUUUCUGUUGGACAUUCUGAAGUAUUGACCAGUGAUCCUGAUGUUGUUGCAGCAAUAAAUAUCUCAGGCAACUUCAGCUUUCAACCUUGUUCUCAUGGUGACUUCCUUGGUGCAAUUCUUGGUAAAGGUAUCGCUAGAGAGAAGCUUGGGGAUAUUAUUUUGCAGGGAGAAAAGGGAGCUCAGAUCCUGAUUGUUCCCGAACUCGUUGACUUUAUUAUGUCGACACUGGACAAGGUUGCUAAUGUAUCAGUGUCAUGUACACAGAUACCUCUGCUUUCUCUUGAAUAUGAGCCACCAAGGACACAGUCAUUCAAAACCGUAGAAGCAUCACUUCGGGUUGAUGCUCUUGCUAGUGCAGGGUUUAAGAUUUCAAGAUCUAAACUAGUUAAUUUGAUCAGCAAUGGAGAUGUACGUGUAAAUUGGACUACUGUAACAAAAAAUGGAACCAUCCUCAAGACCGGAGACGUUGUCUCUGUUAGUGGGAAAGGGAGGCUAAAGAUUGGAGAAAUAAACACUACAAGGAAGGGGAAGUUUUCUGUUGAACUCAUUAGGUAUUUGUAGGCUUUUAUGACACAAGCAAUUAAAAGAGAUUGUUUGAGUUUUAAGCCAAUUGAUAAUUGGUGUUUG
Molecule: messenger RNA, 1089 nt
Organism: Hibiscus syriacus
Lineage: Eukaryota; Viridiplantae; Streptophyta; Magnoliopsida; Malvales; Malvaceae
Product: putative RNA-binding protein YlmH
Exons: 10
Coding region: 64-1023 (319 amino acids)
Molecular function (GO): RNA binding
Source: RefSeq, a predicted model, not a curated record